AUGUCUCGUUCUCUAUUCCUCCGCAUCCUUCAUGAAGUUGAAGGUCAUGACAACUACUUCACACAACGAAGGGAUACUAUGGGUAGACUUGGAUUGUCAUCUAUUCAAAAAGUAACCGUUGUUUUUCGGAUGCUAGCAUACGGUCUUCCUGCAGAUGUCGUAGAUGAGUACAUAAAGAUUGGUGAAUCAACGACAAUCGAAAGCAUGAAGAAUUUUUGUCGAGCUAUUGUGGAGAUAUUCUCAGCCCAAUACCUACGAUCACCAACAACUGAUGACGUUUCAAGACUUCUUUACAUUGGCGAAAAACAAGGCUUUCCGGGAAUGCUUGGUAGCUUAGAUUGCAUGCAUUGGAAGUGGAAAAAUUGUCCUACUGCUUGGGCUGGACAAUAUGCCGGUCGUAGUGGAUCACCUACUAUAAUUCUUGAAGCUGUGGCUGAUUAUGAUCUUUGGAUAUGA
Molecule: messenger RNA, 456 nt
Organism: Brassica oleracea var. oleracea
Lineage: Eukaryota; Viridiplantae; Streptophyta; Magnoliopsida; Brassicales; Brassicaceae
Exons: 1
Coding region: 1-456 (151 amino acids)
Source: RefSeq, a predicted model, not a curated record